CGGCAAAAGAAAAGAACAAUUAAACAUUACUUUUUCUAUCAAGAAUGAUAAAUCUGUACAGCACUUUUAAAAAGAAACAGACUGUUGUUCCCAAUCCUCACAAGAAGAAAUCUAUUGCUGCCAUAUCAGAGAAAAAUGUUUUAUACACUUGCAAGAAUCUUAACAAUGGCAGAGCUGAAUCAAGCAGUUCCAGCAUAAAACACAUAUAGAUUCAUUCUCAUAGUGGAAAUGGUCGAGACUAAUGAAAUUAAAUAUAUUUGAAGUAACCAAAUCAUAAUGUGUAAUUUGAAGGAAGUUUUACCUUUUCAAAUGCAGACUCCAAUAAUUUGCAAACUUCUGAUUGUAUGAUCAAAGUUGUUCUCUAAUGCAAUCAUUAGCAUAUAAAUAAAUAUCAAACUAAGCUUACUCCAAAAUCAUCUCAUAUAUUGGUAUAGCUUGUUACUCCCCCUGCCAAAGGAUGGCCUCUCAUGGUUUAAUAUCCUUCUUCUCUUCUUCUCUCUUCCUCCACCUUCUCCUCCCCAUAACCAAUGCCUUCACCCUAGAAAUCAUAAACAAUUGUCCCUACACAGUGUGGGCCGCAGCACUCCCUGGCGGGGGCCGCCAGCUCAACCCCAGUCAAAAUUGGACCUUCUCUAUAGCGAGCAACACAGAUAAUUGUCGCGUUUGGGGUCGAACCAACUGUGAGUUUAAAGAUGGUGGCGUCGGCCGCUGUGAGACUGGUGACUGUGGGGGCAGGCUGGAAUGCAGCACCUUGGGCAAGGCGCCGUACACCGGUGCUGGUUUCACACUCAAUAACACCGAUGGAAUGGACUACUACCACCUCUCGCUCACCAAAGGCUUCAACGUGCCCAUGAGCCUGAGUCCUGAUAACCUAUCAAGUAAGUGCAAAGCAUUGCAGUGCUCAGCAGAUAUCAUUGGCCAAUGCCCAGCACCGUUAAAGGCUCCAGGAGGGUGCAAUGACCCGUGUACAGUGUUUAGAAAUGAGAAGGAGUGCUGCACAACUGCCGCAAGUUGCAGCAAAACACCCUACAAUGAGUUCUUUAAGCACCUCUGCCCCCAGGCUUGGAGUUAUCCUAAGGAUAACAGCACCAUAACCUGCCCGGCUGGGACAAAGUUUAGGGUUACUUUCUGCCCAAUAUAA
Dendrobium catenatum is the source of this 1141-nucleotide messenger RNA. RefSeq names its product thaumatin-like protein 1. The record is from RefSeq and is a predicted model, not a curated record. Gene Ontology annotation, cellular component: extracellular region. The coding region runs from base 458 to 1141 and encodes 227 amino acids. Gene Ontology annotation, biological process: defense response. Lineage: Eukaryota; Viridiplantae; Streptophyta; Magnoliopsida; Asparagales; Orchidaceae. The transcript has a single exon.